AUGUAUUAUGAGAAAACAUGCACUGACAGUGAGCAGGAGCUUGAAAAUCAUGGUGAGCGUUGCACAAGCUCAAACAGCCUGGGGACUGAACCUGUGUCUCCCUAUAGCACUCGAUGUGAGGAGCGGAUCAGAGAAAGGCCUGAUAUGGACAUGAAGGAUGACCACACAUUCAAUGUAAGGUACAUGGAUCAAUACAAAGCUGAGAUGAGGCACCGUAAAAACACAGCUGAUAUGUCGUUUAAAGACUCUGAACCUGGAAGCAUCAGUGCUAUUAAGGACAACUUCUCCCCACUCGUGGUCCAGACCGAAAGCCCUUCACACUUAAAGUCAGGUCAUUUACAAAGCUUGGCACUGACUGGCCUCCACAGCCAACAGUUCUUUAACACUCUAAACACCGGAUCACCACUUUUGUUUCACCCUGGGCAGUUUGCCAUGACCCAUGGAGCCCUUUCUGCUAUGGGAAUGGGUCAUUUAUUGGCCUCUGUAUCUGGAGCAAAUAGUUUGGAAAAUAGCCACCUUUCUUCUCAAGAAGCAGGAGGAACCACCAAUGCCUUCCCCUUCCAUUUGUCUCAGCAUGUCCUUGCCUCUCAGGGCAUCCCCAUGCCUCAGUUUGGAGGUUUCUUUCCCUAUCCCUACACCUAUAUGGCAGCAGCUGCAGCCUCAGCCAUCCCAGCAACCAACACUUCCAGCCCAUUCUCCAGAAACCCUUUUCUGGUCACAUCUCGACCAUGUCUCCGCUUCAACCCGUACCGGCUCCCAAUGUCUUUGUCUCAGAGUUCUAGCCUACUUACAACCAAUCUGCAAUGUAGCCUCAACCCAGGCUCUAAAUCAUGCAGUCGGGAGACCAGCCCAGUACACAACAGCCACAACAAGAAUGGUGGAUCCUACGGGAGGGUCAAGUCUCCCAAAAGGAAAGACUCUCUGAAUGAAAUUCAGAAUAUUCAGAAACUUUUGAGUGGCCUGGAGGGCCAUCCAUCCCCAGCAGAACAUUCUCCAGAGUGAUAUACGACUCAGUAUGUCAUGGCUUGGCUUGCAGAUGCGAGGACUAUUCUGUUAUUUUUAGCACACUACAACAACUAAGGUGAUGUUUUGAUUAAGAAUUGCUAUUGAAACAAUUCUACAUUAGUAAAAAGCCCAACACCAAAGCUGUGAUAUAGAAUGGAAAAACUUAUAACAAACCACGACCUCCCAAUUUUCAUCCUCAGACUGAAUCUUCCUGACGGGUAACAUAAACCUACAUAGUAUGUUUAGGGUGGCGGGGGGUUAUUUGGGAAAGUGGCCUCAUAGUAUAAAACAAAAACAUCAACAAAACUAGACCAGUUUGAGGCUGUGAUCUAUUAAUUGCAUUCAUGGGGAAUUUUAUUCAAGAGAAAUGGAUUUCUGAUCAAUUUAUGUAAUGUGAAGCUAAAUAAAUCUGUAAAUAAUUAUAUGCAAUUGGUAUUAAAUUAUUUAAGUGUGUGUACUAGUGUGUAUAUAUUUUGAAUAUCACACUUUGCUAUCUAACCCACUCCAUUACAUAAAGGCUCGUCAACAAUUUAAACGUGUUUUGAGUCACUGAUUGUGGGACAUGUGUGCCAUAUUUGGUCUACGGUAUAUCCAGCAAUAUUUUCAGAGCAGCGGAGAAAACGGUUCAUGUGAUUUAAAACACCUCAGGUUACUUAACUUCAGUCAGGCUAUUGACUAUCAAAGCAAUCCCUUAUUUAAAGAUACGUCAGUUGAUGGAUUUAUUUAAUCAGUAAAUGUUUCUAGUCAUCCUGGUUGUCCGUAUUUUCUGAUUGUCUCACACUUUUUAAUAAAACUUCUGUGUUGAAAAU
Messenger RNA from Syngnathus acus (greater pipefish), 1814 nucleotides. Its product is annotated as T-box transcription factor TBX2b-like. The coding region runs from base 1 to 1002 and encodes 333 amino acids. The record is from RefSeq and is a predicted model, not a curated record. Lineage: Eukaryota; Metazoa; Chordata; Actinopteri; Syngnathiformes; Syngnathidae. The transcript is spliced from 3 exons.